AUGGCGCUCGCGCGCUUGGCGGUGGCUCUGAUCCUGGGGGCGCUCCCCGAAGCGGUCGGCUCCGACCCGGUGCUCAGGGAUCCCCUCCACCACCGCCACCGCCUUUCGCCCCCCGCGGGUCCCCGGUACCCUUCUUACCUCCCCGCCCAGCAGCGGCCACGGAGGACGCCUCCGCCACCCGCCGUCCCGCGCGCCCCGCGCCCGCACCCCGGGGGCUGCCCCGCCGGCCAGCCGGGGGCCAACGCGACGGACCUGGGCGCCCCGUGUCUGCGCUGGGCCGAGGUGCCGCCCUUCCUGGAGCGGCCGCCGCCGGCGGGCUGGGCUCGGCUGCGCGGGCAGCGCGACAACGUAUGCCGGAGCCCCGACGGCGCGGGCAGACCCUGGUGCUUCUACGGGACCGGCCGCGGCAGGGCGGACUGGGGCUACUGCGGCUGCGGGCGCGGGUCCGUGCGACUGCGUGGAGGCAAAAAUGAGUUUGAAGGCACAGUCGAAGUAUAUGCAAGUGGAGUCUGGGGCGCGGUCUGUGGCAGCCACUGGGAUGAUUCUGAUGCGUCAGUCAUUUGUCGCCAACUGCAGCUGGGAGGAAAAGGAAUAGCAAAACAAACCCCGUUUUCUGGACUGGGCCUUAUUCCCAUUUAUUGGAGCAACGUUCAUUGCCGAGGAGAUGAAGAAAAUAUACUGCUGUGUGAGAAAGACAUCUGGCAGGGUGGGGUGUGUCCUCGGAAGAUGGUGGCUGCUGUCACGUGUAGCUUUUCCCAUGGCCCGGCGUUCCCUGCGGUCCGCCUCGCUGGCGGGAGCAGCCCCCGAGAAGGGCGCGUGGAGCUCUACCGCGCCGGGCAGUGGGGGACCGUCUGCGACGACCAGUGGGACGACGCCGACGCAGAAGUGAUCUGCAGGCAGCUGGGCCUCAGUGGCAUCGCCAAAGCGUGGAGUCAGGCGUAUUUUGGAGAAGGUUCUGGCCCUGUCGUGCUGGAUGAAGUACGCUGCACCGGGAACGAACUUUCCAUUGAGCAGUGUCCAAAGAGCUCCUGGGGAGAGCAUAAUUGUGGUCACAAAGAAGAUGCUGGCGUGUCCUGUACCCCUCUAACGGAUGGGGCCAUCAGACUUGCAGGUGGGAAAGGCAGCCAUGAGGGCCGCUUGGAGGUGUAUUACAGGGGACAGUGGGGCACUGUCUGUGAUGACGGCUGGACCGAGCUGAAUACAUACGUGGUUUGUCGACAGCUGGGAUUUAAAUAUGGGAAACAAGCCUCUGCAAACCACUUUCAGGAAAGCGCAGGUCCCAUAUGGUUGGAUGACGUCAGCUGCUCAGGAAAGGAAACCAGUUUCCUUCAGUGUUCCAGGAAGCAGUGGGGAAGGCACGACUGCAGCCAUCGCGAAGAUGUUGGUGUCGCCUGCUACCCCAGCAGCGACGGACACAGACUUUCUCUGGGUGAGGACUGGCUGCAGCUCUCAAGUAUCCAAAAUCGAACGUGAGCACAUGUGAUUUAUUCAGAUGCACAAUUGACUGACUCUCCAUGUGCUUAAGAAUGCUCUGUUUUCAGGGGUCCUGCCAGAGCAAGAAGCAUGGCUUAUUUUGGGGAAGGAAAAGGACCCAUCCACAUGGACAACGUGAAGUGCACAGGAAAUGAGAGGUCUUUGGCUGACUGCAUCAAGCAAGAUAUCGGACGACACAACUGCCGCCACAGUGAAGAUGCGGGAGUUAUUUGCGAUUAUUUUGUCAAGAAAGCAUCAGGUAACAGUAAUAAAGGGCCCCUCUCCUCUGUCUGUGGUUUGAGAUUACUGCACCGUCGGCAGAAGCGGAUCAUUGGUGGGAAAAAUUCUUUAAGGGGCGGUUGGCCUUGGCAGGUGUCCCUCCGGCUGAAGUCGGCCCACGGAGAUGGCAGGCUGCUCUGCGGGGCUACGCUCCUGAGCAGCUGCUGGGUGCUCACGGCGGCGCACUGUUUCAAGCGGUACGGUAACAGCACUAAGAACUAUGCUGUUCGGGUUGGGGAUUACCAUACUCUGGUGCCGGAAGAGUUUGAAGAAGAAAUUGGAAUUCAGCAGAUUGUGAUCCACCGGGAGUAUCGACCCGACAGCAGUGACUAUGACAUUGCCCUGGUUAGGUUACAAGGACCAGAAGAGCACUGUGCCAGAUUCAGCAGCCACGUUUUGCCAGCCUGUUUACCGCUCAGGAGAGAGAGGCCACAGAAAACGGCCUCCAAUUGUUACAUAACAGGAUGGGGAGACACAGGACAAGCCUAUUCAAGGACACUACAACAAGCAGCCAUCCCCUUACUUCCUAAGAGGUUUUGUGAAGAACGUUAUAAGGGUCGGUUUACAGGGAGGAUGCUCUGUGCUGGAAACCUCCAUGAACACAGACGCGUGGACAGCUGCCAGGGAGACAGCGGGGGACCACUCAUGUGUGAACGGCCUGGCGCAAGCUGGGUGGUGUAUGGGGUGACCUCCUGGGGACAUGGCUGUGGAGUCAAGGAUUCCCCUGGUGUUUACACCAAAGUCUCAGCCUUUGUCCCUUGGAUAAAAAGUGUCACCAAACUGUAAUUCUUCAUGGAAACCUCAAGAUGGAAUAGUAUUUUUAGAAACUGAUGGCAGGAACUUUUAACCUCCACUGUUGGCAGUCAGCCAGAGAUGACAACUAAUGGGGAUUGAGGUCGAUGUUUUUGCUUUACCUGGUGGUAGAAAUUGUGUACCUUUUGCUGCUUUUGAGAAUUUGUGGUGUGAACAUUUUUGGUUACAGAUACCUCAGUGUAAUGCUGAUUGUCCUUAAUUAGGACUGUUGUCUACCC
This is a messenger RNA of Propithecus coquereli (Coquerel's sifaka), 2783 nucleotides long. It is a transcript of the gene PRSS12, whose product is annotated as protease, serine, 12 (neurotrypsin, motopsin). The transcript is spliced from 12 exons. Gene Ontology annotation, molecular function: serine-type endopeptidase activity. Gene Ontology annotation, biological process: proteolysis. Gene Ontology annotation, cellular component: membrane. Lineage: Eukaryota; Metazoa; Chordata; Mammalia; Primates; Indriidae. The record is from RefSeq and is a predicted model, not a curated record.